Messenger RNA from Panicum virgatum (switchgrass), 891 nucleotides. RefSeq lists its product as uncharacterized. The transcript has a single exon. NCBI's taxonomy places the organism in Eukaryota, Viridiplantae, Streptophyta, Magnoliopsida, Poales, Poaceae. The coding region runs from base 124 to 609 and encodes 161 amino acids. The record is from RefSeq and is a predicted model, not a curated record.
CUCCCUCACAAAACAGAGAGCCGGGAGCCAAAGCUAGCCGGCCGCCAUCUCGUCGUCCUCCUGUCGACGCGCACGCGUCCGCACCAAGCAGCCGGCGGCGCCAGCAAGGAGAGACGAGGCGGCAUGGGGAACAGCCUGCGGUGCUGCCUGGCGUGCAUGCUCCCCUGCGGCGCGCUGGACGUGGUCCGCGUGGUGCACCUCAGCGGGCGCGUCGACGAGUUCGCCUGCCCGCUCGCCGCGGCCGACGUCCUCGCCGCGCACCCCAACCACGCGCUCACCGACGCCUGGUCGGCCGGCGCCACCCGCAAGAUCGUCAUCCUGUCGCCGGACUCGGAGCUCAAGCGCGGCCGCAUCUACUUCCUCAUCCCCUCCGCGUGCUCCGCGCCCGCCGCCGAGAUGAGGAGGAAGCACCACCGCAGGAAGAAGCACGGCCACGGCCGCGGGCGCCGCAAGGUCGCGGCGAGCAGCACGGCGGAGCAGGACAACUACCUGCGGGAGCUGCUGUCGGAGAAGCGGGAGGCGAGCCACCGGCGGCGUCGGAGCGGCGCCCGCCCCGGCGUGUGGCGGCCGCGGCUCGAGAGCAUUGCGGAGGAGCCCUCAGAGACGUAGCCUCUGCUCCACCCCCAGUUUCUUUCCCUCCUUUCCGUUCUUCCGAUGUGAAUACCAAGAAUCAGCGGCCGGCGAGGAAAACGUUUUGGGUCCUUUCCUCGCGGCUCGUUCCGUCGCUGAUCUCCUGCGUGUAAGCGUUUUCGGGGAUUCUUGAACGCUCUUUUGCCUCGGAAGUCGAGUGGAAAACCGGAGGGAGGGAAUGAAGAAAAAACAGAGCGAAUGUGAGAUCCGAGCCAAUCUGUACAAACAGAAUUUAGUUUGAGUUCAUUUUGUUCUUGUUUA